This is a messenger RNA of Psammomys obesus (fat sand rat), 2334 nucleotides long. Its product is annotated as heat shock 70 kDa protein 1A. The record is from RefSeq and is a predicted model, not a curated record. The transcript is spliced from 2 exons. Gene Ontology annotation, biological process: regulation of mitotic spindle assembly; positive regulation of proteasomal ubiquitin-dependent protein catabolic process; protein refolding. Gene Ontology annotation, molecular function: heat shock protein binding; ATP binding; ATP hydrolysis activity. Bases 79 to 1719 code for a protein of 546 amino acids. NCBI's taxonomy places the organism in Eukaryota, Metazoa, Chordata, Mammalia, Rodentia, Muridae. Gene Ontology annotation, cellular component: blood microparticle; cytoplasm; vesicle.
GCCCCGACCCGCGGCCAGGACCAGCCUCCCAGCGGCGCGCAGCCUUCCGGAAGCCCCGCGGCGGCGGAGAGCGGCGCCAUGGCCAAGAACACGGCGAUCGGCAUCGACCUGGGCACCACCUACUCGUGCGUGGGCGUGUUCCAGCACGGCAAGGUGGAGAUCAUCGCCAACGACCAGGGCAACCGCACGACCCCCAGCUACGUGGCCUUCACGGACACCGAGCGGCUCAUCGGGGACGCCGCCAAGAACCAGGUGGCCCUGAACCCGCAGAACACCGUGUUCGACGCGAAGCGGCUGAUCGGCCGCAAGUUCGGCGACCCUGUGGUGCAGGCCGACAUGAAGCUUUGGCCGUUCCAGGUGGUGAACGACGGCGACAAGCCCAAGGUGCUGGUGUCCUACAAGGGCGAGAGCCGGGCCUUCUACCCCGAGGAGAUCUCGUCCAUGGUGCUGACCAAGAUGAAGGAGAUCGCCGAGGCCUACCUGGGCCACCCGGUGAGCAACGCGGUGAUCACGGUGCCCGCCUACUUCAACGACUCGCAGCGCCAGGCCACCAAGGACGCGGGCGUGAUCGCGGGCCUGAACGUGCUGCGGAUCAUCAACGAGCCCACGGCGGCCGCCAUCGCCUACGGGCUGGACCGCUCGGGCCGGGGGGAGCGCAACGUGCUCAUCUUCGACCUGGGGGGCGGCACGUUCGACGUGUCCAUCCUGACGAUCGACGACGGCAUCUUCGAGGUGAAGGCCACGGCGGGCGACACGCACCUGGGCGGGGAGGACUUCGACAACCGGCUGGUGAGCCACUUCGUGGAGGAGUUCAAGCGCAAGCACAAGAAGGACAUCAGCCAGAACAAGCGCGCGGUGCGGCGGCUGCGCACGGCGUGCGAGCGCGCCAAGCGGACGCUGUCGUCCAGCACGCAGGCCAGCCUGGAGAUCGACUCCCUGUUCGAGGGCAUCGACUUCUACACGUCCAUCACGCGCGCGCGCUUCGAGGAGCUGUGCUCGGACCUGUUCCGCGGCACGCUGGAGCCCGUGGAGAAGGCGCUGCGGGACGCCAAGCUGGACAAGGCGCAGGUCCACGACCUGGUGCUGGUGGGCGGCUCCACCCGCAUCCCCAAGGUGCAGAAGCUGCUGCAGGACUUCUUCAACGGGCGCGACCUGAACAAGAGCAUCAACCCCGACGAGGCGGUGGCCUACGGGGCGGCGGUGCAGGCGGCCAUCCUGAUGGGGGACAAGUCGGAGAACGUGCAGGACCUGCUGCUGCUGGACGUGGCGCCGCUGUCGCUGGGGCUGGAGACGGCGGGCGGCGUGAUGACCGCGCUCAUCAAGCAGCGCAUGGUGCAGGAGGCCGAGCGCUACAAGGCCGAGGACGAGGUCCAGCGCGACAGGGUGGCCGCCAAGAACGCGCUCGAGUCCUACGCCUUCAACAUGAAGAGCUCGGUGGAGGACGAGGGCCUCAAGGGCAAGAUCAGCGAGGCCGACAAGAAGAAGGUGCUGGACAAGUGCCAGGAGGUCAUCUCGUGGCUGGACGCCAACACGCUGGCCGAGAAGGAGGAGUUCGUGCACAAGCGGGAGGAGCUGGAGCGGGUGUGCAACCCCAUCAUCAGCGCGCUGUACCAGGGGGCCGCGGGGGCCGCCGGGGCCGCCGGGCCCGGGGGCUUCGGGGCCCAGGGGCCCAAGGGCGGCUCCGGGGGCUCGGGGCCCACCAUCGAGGAGGUGGAUUAGAGGCCCGUCCCUGCCCUCCCGCUGUCCUCCGGGGGGCGGACUGCUGGCUCCUGAGGGCCGGCCGAGCGCUGGGUGUUGUCAAGUUCGUUGCUGAGUUUAUUUUAAAGUUCCAGCCUUUCGUAAGGAAACUGAGCUGCCUUUGUUAAAUUCUGAAUGCUUCUGUUCUUCACAUUCAAGUGGCUGUCGGCAGCCUCUCUGUAGAGCGCAAGGGGAUUUUGCUCUCAUACCUAAUGAUGGGUAUUAAGUCUUUAGUAUUUUUGGGUUUUGUACCAGUGUUCAGUGGCCUGGGAACUCAUCGCCUCAGGGGUGGUUCUUCUUCAGAGCAGCUGGAGUCGAUAUACUCGCUCCCCUUCACCACACUCAGCCUUGAGACACACUGUUACCUAACUGUAGUCUACUGUGCUCGAAACUUGAGCUAUCUGCUUGUCCCUCUUAAAGAGUUUUGUGAUGUAACCCGCAUGUUCUUUGCAUUUAAUCUAAGAACUGUAAAGCUGGCAUUUUCCUUCCAGCAAAAGAAUCAACACUGCCACCCUGUGUAGACUUUUUUCUCUGCAACCCUACAAGUAAAAAACAAUUUGUUACCUAAAUAUUCACAAAUAAAGUGUUACAGCUAUG